Rhizophagus irregularis DAOM 181602=DAOM 197198 is the source of this 2679-nucleotide messenger RNA. The record is from RefSeq and is a predicted model, not a curated record. NCBI's taxonomy places the organism in Eukaryota, Fungi, Glomeromycota, Glomeromycetes, Glomerales, Glomeraceae.
AUGUCAACAGAUUCUACUUGCAGUUUUAAUUCAACUGAUUGCAAAGGAGCAAUUAAGCAAAUUACUAAUAAUACAAAAAUUCCAAUAACAAAUAAAGAAAUUAUUUUAGUUGGCAUGAAACUAUGUCAAACUCACUAUAAUAAAUUUAUUAUUAAUGAAGCUCAUAACCUUAAACAUAAUGAAACUUGCUCUCAUCCAAAGCAUGAUGAAUAUAAAAGUCAAUCAAAAAAUACAAAUAAAAGAUCAAAAAACCUUAAUCUUGAAAAGGUUCCAAAGAGAUUGAUGUUAAUUUUAAAUUUAGAUGAGACUGCUAAAAUUUGUAGCUUAUGCAGAAAAAGGACAGAUAAAGAUCCUGAUUAUAAUAUAUUAGAAGAAUAUAAUGCACCAAUUUCUAAAAAAGAAAAUGAUAAUAAUAUAUUAAAUAUAGGAAAUCAUGCUUAUUCAUUUAGAAAAGAUGUUUUAUACAGUGGAGAAGAAUUAAAGCAGUUUGAAUCAGAUUAUCAAGAGAUUAUAACACAAUUAACAAUUUCAAAUGAAAUUAGUUUAAGUGAUAAAAUUAAAAAAAUGUCUAACAUUCUUUAUAAAAAUCAAAGAGUAUUAAAACAAAAAACAAUUUAUGAUCCUGAUGAAUUUAAAAUUAUGUUAGAAGAAGCAGAUACAGAUUUAAUUGGAUUUUUUGAUGAAUUAUAUAAGGGAACUAAUCCUAAUACAAAAUCUGAUAAAACAAAUAAUAAUAAUAAGAAAAAACUAGUUUCUUUAUGUUAUUUUUUAGCUAGUAUUAAUAACAAAUAUAUAAAUGGAAUUAAAGCAGAUAUUGGAUCAUAUUUAGAAACUUCUGGAGCAUCAGCUUCUUCUAUUGAUACACUUGCAAAUAUAGGAUUAUCAGUAUCUCGAAGAACAGUAAAUCGACAAAAAACUUAUAUUUCAGAAGAUCAUCAGUAUACUGUAAAUGACUAUUGUUUACAAAACAUUGAAAAUAUGUUUAUACUUAAUAUUGAUGAUUAUCAUAAUAUUCAUAGAAGAAAUCAACCAACUCUAUUAAAAACACAUGACAUUAAUCACUUUGUAACAAUUUUAUUAAAUUCAAAUUCUAAUAUUCCUAAAAUACCUUAUUACUCAUUAAACAGAAUUCCAAUUCAUAAUCCUAAAGGUGUUGAUUUUAAAUUAAUUAUAGAUUAUAUUGAUGUUAGCUUCAUGAGUAAAUUAGGAAAAAGUUAUUAUCAACAAAAUGAAAUGUGGAAGCAAUAUUUAUCUGAUGAUUCUUAUGAAAAUAAAUUGGAAUUUCUUACUGUUCAUAAUUAUGAUGGACGUGUUCAAAAUCAACAAGAACUAAGAUCAAUGAAAAAUAUAUUUGAAAAAAUAGAACAAGAGGAUUAUUUAAAUAAUUUUGUAAUACCUACAAUUUGUGAUUGGCCUGGUCAAGUAAAUUUAAAAAGAGCUAUUACAUUAAGACUUAAUAAAAAAGAAAAUUCUGGAAUUUCACCUCAAAUAUUAAGUAUAAUUCCUAUGAUUGGUCCACUACAUAUUUCUUUAAAUAGCAGAGAAACAUUAUUUCAACAAUAUCAUUUCUUUUUUGAAAUGAUAUAUCAUGAUCUCUUUGGAGCUAACAAGAUUUUAGCACAAAAACCAAAGCCAAGACUUAUUAAUCUUAUAUUAAAUUUAACAUUUUAUGGAUGGAAAAAUAUUCGCAAUUUAAUUAUUAAUCGUUUUGGAAAUAUAAAAGAUGUUGAAUAUUUAAUGAUGAUAGAUUUAUUAGACAAUUCUUUACCACUUACUUUAGAUAUAUAUACUAAACUUUUUAGAUGUGGAUUUUUUGAAGGAUAUUUAGAAAGUAUUAUAAAAAUUUGGAUUUUAUUUCAAAGAUUGCAUAGACAUAAUUAUAAUAAAGCACCACUUAUAUUUUUAAGUGAUGUGUUUUAUUGGACAUUAAAUGAUCAUCCAAUACUAGAUGUUUUAAAAAAUAAUUUACCAAUUUUUAAUGAUUAUUUUGUUGAAAAUUUUCAUAGUUCUCUUAGAUAUCAAACAGCUGAAUCAAAUACUGAUAAACAAAUUAUACAAAAAGCAAAAACUAUUGAUAUUGAAAGAAAUGAUGAUGGAUUUAAAAAUACUUUUAUUAACACAAGAAAUACAAAUAUUUCAAAGGUUAAAUUAAUAUCUUUAGAAAAGAAAGUUUCAUUAUUCUUAUUAUCUCUUUUUGAUAUAAUUUAUCAUAAUAUUGGAAAAUCAAGUAAUAAUAACAAUAAUAAUAUGUUUGAACUUCCAAGUUUUAAUAAUAGAAAUGUAAAUGUUAAGCUUUUUCCUUUAGCUUGGAGUACUUCAAAUAUACCUGAUAAUGAUAAAAUUUGUGAUGCAGAAAAUUGUCUAUCAUCAAAUUCAUCAAAUAUUAUUUUAAUAUGUGGCCAUAGCUAUCAUAAAGAAUGCUUAAGUCUACUAGAUGAAAAGUGUAAAUAUUGCUUUAAUUAUUUAUCAGAAAGCAUUAAAACAAAUAUUACUAGUUUGAAUAAAAGAUUAUUUAAACCAUUAAAAGAUAAUGAAAUAUCUGAAUUUACAGAAGAUAAAGGUUUAGAUGAAGAUUAUGAUGAUGAAAAUAUUGAUAGUCUUUUAGAACAAGAAGAAUAUAAUAUAAAUAAUCAAUAUGAAAUUCAAUAUAAUAUAUGGUUAAACUAUAAUAAUAUGUAA